Molecule: messenger RNA, 3304 nt
Organism: Epinephelus fuscoguttatus (brown-marbled grouper)
Lineage: Eukaryota; Metazoa; Chordata; Actinopteri; Perciformes; Serranidae
Product: fibronectin type III domain-containing protein 7-like
Exons: 14
Coding region: 1-2460 (819 amino acids)
Molecular function (GO): protein binding
Source: RefSeq, a predicted model, not a curated record
AUGGGAGUUAUCAAGUGGCUGGUGAUUUUUGUGUCGUUGGGCAUCUGCUCACAGGCUGCAGCUCAAGAUCUCCAGGUAUCCGUGUUCUCAACAACAUCCAAGACUGUGAUUCUCAGAUGGAUCAGGUACUCUGGAGCCAGUUCGUACAAGAUCACCGUCGCCCCCCAAAGCUCACCGAGCGACCCCAUUGCGUUUGCCACAUUUGGUCCCAACACAGUGAUGGGCUCUAUCAACUCUCUGUCCCCAAACGUCAUGUAUACAUUCACAGUUGAAGCUCUGGAUAAUUCCCAAAUGCCACUGAGCACUGCAGUUAUUGAGUCAUCCACAGCCCCUGAGAUGAUGGAUCCCAUCCAUACAGUGAAGUCCCAGGAUAGCAGCACCUUGAUAGUGGAGUUCAGCUUGGUGACUGGGGCGACUCAUUACAUCAUACGAAUUGAGAACAGCAAUGGCUUCUUCAGAGAAGACACAGUGUCCUCCUCCCCUGCUAAAAUUACAUCCCUCACACCAUACACUGAGUACACGCUCAGAAUCAUGGCUAUGAACCGUGGAGGCCGGAAUCAGCCGUCUCUUUCCAUUACCACCAAAACAGUUCUUCCUCCUCCUCAGCUCUCCACCUCCUCUCCCAGCAACGACAGCAUCAUUGUAUCCUGGGCUCCUGUUGCUCAUGCCGUCCAAUAUUCCAUAACUAUAUACAAGCUUGGCUCAAGCACUGACAUGAAGCACAACACCUCAGACACCAGUUUGACCAUCUCUGGCCUGGAUGCUGGCUCCCUCUACUUCAUCAAGGGUGUCGCCUGGGACCCUGAGGGCCGAAAGGGGGAGAUGAGUCUGUACCUCAACCAGACGACAAGACCUCCAACACCAUAUUCUGUCAGCGUCUCUUUGGUGAUGAGUAACAGUGUGACCGGACUCUCUGUAUCCUGGGAACUCGAUCAGCAGGUCUAUGGACACAUCGAGUACCAUGUGAUGAGUGACCAGAACCUCACAUGUAACUCCACAUCCAGCCCCUGCACCCUGUCGCCAGUGGGCUGUGGAGAGGUACACACUAUCCAGGUCACCGCCUGCAACCCGGCCGGGCCCAGCUUGCCAUCCAACCCUGUGGUGUUCAUCACCUUCCCCUGCCCACCAGAGUCUCUGGCUGUUGAGGAGUCACCGGAAGGAAACUGCACGCUGACAUGGGACACAGUGCCUCAUGCCGACAGCUACGGGGCCUUCAUCAAGAGAAGUGACGGCAGCGAGGGGACCUGCAACACCACCAGCAAUAACUGCACCUACCACUGCGAGUGUGGCUACACUUACUUUAUGUCUGUGUUCGCGUACAACCAAGCUGGCUGCAGUCCUCCAGGGCAAGUUCUCAACUACACCACCUUGCCCUGUUGUCCAGAGGGUGUAUCAGUCUCCGUGGUGAGCACCGAUACACUGGAGAUCACGUGGACGGCCGCGCAGGGGGCAGAUCUGUAUGAGACUCGGGCUGCAGACAGUUCAGAGGUCAUCCUGUGUAACGACACGGCACCGGUGUGUGCCCUCUCUGAUCUCAGCUGUGACAGUGCCUACAGCGUGGUGGUGACACCCUGCAAUGAAUAUAGCGGAUGCAAGCGUUCAUGCAGAGCUCACACCCAAAACACAGCUCCCUGCAUGCCGAUGAAUCUGAUGCUGGAACCGAAAAACUCCUCCUGCGUCAGUGUCAGCUGGACAGCAAACAACAGGGCUGCUACUUACACUGUGAGCGCAUUGGGAGAUGAUGGCAAACACACCUGCACCACCAGCGGAAACAGCUGUGACAUCACCGACCUUCCCUGCGGCUCCACUUAUGAAGUCAGUGUCACAGCAACCAGCUCCUUUGGUCAGAGUUUACCCAGCUACUCUGACUCUGUGGAAACAGAACCCUGUUGCCCGCCGAAUCUAACAGUGGAACAGGUGACGCAGGCGGUGACCAACGUCUCAUGGUCUCAUGCCAAAGGGGCUCAUACAUUCAUCACUUCUCUGACAUCAACACGUGGUCACGCCCGCUGCCACACAGAAGACUCCCACUGCCUCAUGGGAUGCAUCACCUGUGGAACCAACUACACUGUCACCAUGGAGGCAUACAGCCACAGUGGGCGCAUGUCCAACUGCACCUAUCAGGGCUUCUCGUCCAGUGCCUGCUGUCCAUCAGGAGUCCGGCUCUACAGGAUGGCCGGUAACUCUCUGCGGGUGUACUGGCGCAGUGCUGGCAGCAGCCACAGCUACAUCACAGAGAUGACGAGCAGCAACAACAGCUACACCUGCACUGCCUCUAUGGGGGAGAGCAGCUGUGAUGUUGGCAACGUCCAGUGUGGGGACGUCUAUAAUGUAGUGGUGGCUCCGCUCACACCAGAGGGCAGCAAAGUCCAGUUCUGCCCUCAGAGAAUGUACUCAGUUACUUGCUUAGGGAACAACGUUGGCUCAGUGAUUUACAGAGGGAAAAGAAGUUUGGACUAGCAUAUGAUGUAACAAACACCUCCUUCAUCCUCCUCUUCCUCCUGCAUCACCUCAGCCCCAAAGGAAUAAAGCCAUGCUCAUAGCUAAAUAAAAGAACAGCAGUUACCCAAAAACAAAAUGUUUGUGUGUUGGCCAUGAUACAUAUGUGGUAACAUGAUGAAUACUGUGAAAUAAAUGUCUGAGAUAUUGUUGAGAUUAUUUAGAUGUUGUAAGUAAUAUUGUCAAGUGGUGUAAACCUGCUUUAAACUAUGUUGGUAUAUCACAGUCAGCCAUCACUGUGCCCUCAACAAUCAAGAUCAAGCACUUAAAAAUGACAAAACAAGCAAACAAGAGUGCAUUUUGUGUGCACCUAUCAAAAUAUGUAUCAUGAGACAAUAUCAUUAGUGAGGAUGAGGUAAAUUUAAAGACGUUUCUCAUGACAAAAUAUAAAACAAUGACCAUAACUAAAUUUCUAUGCUGCACUGAGAAAGUUGUAAUUUGGGUAAUUUAAAAUGUAUUUUAUUUUCAUCCCUGAGUCCUAAUUGACAAAACAAACAAACAAAAAAAACAAUUAGCAGAACAGUAACAGUGCCCCAAAACACAUUUUCAACAAUUUUGCCCCUUCAUUUUAAGAAUUAUUAAUUGAAGAAUUAACCAAAUUUUAAAACAUUGUGUAGCUCCAACCCCAAGUAGGAAGCCUUCUGACAAUAAGUGACAGACACUGAUCUGUGUGUCUGUUCAUGUGUCACCCUGUAGCCUACCAUCUCUGCAGUGUGCAGUCGCUUGUUCUCAGGAUGUGUUUAACUGUUUAAAAUAUGUGUCACUGUGGUUGUGUAAACCUGAUGCAUAUGACAGUUAAUAAAGA